This is a messenger RNA of Moneuplotes crassus, 1375 nucleotides long. NCBI's taxonomy places the organism in Eukaryota, Ciliophora, Spirotrichea, Euplotida, Euplotidae. The record is from the annotation of a GenBank genome assembly.
UUCUGUUAUAGUUAUUUAUAUAAAAACAGGAAGAAGGAAUGAGACCGCUAAGUUGUAAUCAUAUGCAACCUAUCAAACGAUCUGAGGCCAAAUGAGAGAAGGUAUCUCUAAUCAAGCCUCAAGAGUAAAUAAGAUAAUGCAGGUUGCAAAACUUCAUUGUGGUAUUGAUGACUCCUUGUUGUCUAAAUAAUGGAUAUAAUUGUAACUUGAAUUCGACGUCAUUCAGGACAUUUGUGGUCUCCUUCACAAGUGAUUAAAGUUUGAAGAUUGGAGAAAAGGAUGGGUUUAAUAAACUCUUAAAGGCUCUUUCGUAAAUGAAGGCAAGGGUCCUCCAGUUCGAGCAAUAUCUCUCUGUUAAUCAUCUGGCUUGGGGUAAGAUGAUGGAGAAGUAUUAUAAUGAUGGAGAUUUCAUAAAUACUCAUGAAAAUAGUGGAAAUGAAGACUAUGAAGUUUUUAGAGUUAGGCAUAAAUACUCUCAAUCUGUCUCAUAUGGGGUCAGGAAUAAGCACCAUUUUAAUCCUAAUGAAGCCCCAACUAUCACUGAUAUAGUCCUGAAGAUGAUAUUUACAGCCAAUAAAAGAGAAAGGGAUGCGAAACCUCUGACACUAUCUCACCCAGAAAGAUGCAUAAUAUAUGUUGGAGCAGGCACAUUUAUGUACCUUGGUGCCUGAAUGUCAAUGCCUGGCAAACCCAGCUUGGUCCUUAAGCAUGGAGUCAAAUACGGAACUUUCAAGAGAGAAUAUGACUUACCAAAAGCAGAGCCCGAAUAAAGUUUUGGUCAAGGUCUAGCAGAAUUUGUGGCUUUGAGAUUUUGGGUUUGCUCGUAUUAGCCACUUUUUGGUUUUGAAUAAGGGCAAAUUUGAGAGGUUUAGAAAGCUCUUGAAUAAAGAGCUGGAGGAGCUAAAACAAUGCAAAUUUAUAAUUUUGCUUAGAAAGUCGGCAGGGAAAAGUUAUGUCAAUUUCUGACAGUUUUUGCAUUUUAGUAGAAAAUAGACCAGAUUUUUGAAGUCGAUUUCAAAUAUUUUGGGGUGCUAGAGAUCUAUAAAAUUUAAUACUAUUUUGUGAUUAUCAUGGAUUAUAUAUAAGAAAUACCUUCCUGAUUUUUCCAAGCCUGUGGCUUCCUGUAAGGUUUGUGGCAUAAUUGAUUGCCAAUCACACAUAGUCUAUAUAUUUACUAGGCAGAUUUAAUUUGUAAACACCUCUAUUUCAGUGACAAUGAGAUAUCCCCAACACAGCUACUCUAAACUUGCCUAUCUUUGGUUAAAAAAUUUUGAAGUAUGAAGAUUAGGUAUGAAAAUCAAGAAUGGGUAUUAUCCAUCAAGCAAAGAUACAUAAGAUUGAAAUAAGAGGAUAUAUUUAAAACCAAUUAAGAUAU